UCAUCUUCUACUCUGGAGUCUCUUGCAAGAGACAGACAAUGAAUGAAUACAAUUCAAAAAAAGGUGAGAGAGAGAGAGAGAGUGAAAAUAAUCAGAGAGAUCAUUAUUCAUUCACUCACUAUCUCCACAAGUUCCAAUCUCUGCAAUUUCUCUCAUUGCUUUCCUUUCUGUUUUCUCUCCAUCUUCACUGAUCAUAUUCAAUUUUCCUUUGAUUUCCAUUUUCUUUUAGAUCUACGAUACGCCUUUUUCAUCUAACGCAUACAUACAUACAUAGUAUACUCACUCAAUUUCAAUAUCCCAAUCCUCGAUUCUCGAGCAUACCAUUUACCCUAUUCAAUCCAUUUUCCUUCUAUUAGAGAGUUUUCGCGUUUCCUUUUUUGCUUGUAUUGGAUUACAACUUCAGAAAGUUAGAAUCCGAGGCAAAUUCGUAAUUGCUCUAGUCUAUCGGCUAUAAACACCCAAAAGAAGAACUGGGUGUUGUUUGGGAGCUCCAUUUGAACCCAACAGUAUCUUUGUAAAGAUUGAAAAGAAAGAGGGAAGAAUUGGGUCCUUUUAGGGGAGGCUACAUUUUUUUACUUUUUUUUUUGGGUUCUCGCUGGGUUUGAUAAAGUGUUGGCUUUAUAGCAUGCGAGUUGUUUUUGUUAAAGGGGGGAGCGUCAAAGGGAAAGAGAGCGAGAGAUAGGGAUAGUGAAGGACAGGGGAUAAUAGUAAGUGAGUGAGUGAAUAAAAAAUGCAAGAAACAAAGAAGAAGAACAAUGGUGGUAAUGAAGAUUCCAAGAAGAAGGAAAGACAUAUAGUUACCUGGACUCAACAGGAGGAUGAUAUUCUCCGGCAGCAAAUUAGCUUACAUGGAACUGAAAAUUGGGCGAUCAUUGCAUCUAAGUUCAAGGACAAAACAACAAGACAAUGUAGACGAAGAUGGUACACAUAUUUGAAUUCUGAUUUCAAGAAGGGGGGAUGGUCACCAGAGGAAGACAUGCUCUUGUGCGAGGCCCAGAAAAUAUUUGGUAACAGAUGGACGGAAAUUGCAAAAGUUGUUUCUGGCAGAACGGAUAAUGCUGUGAAGAAUCGUUUCUCCACUCUCUGCAAAAAGAGAGCUAAAUAUGAGGCUUUAGCAAAAGAGAAUAAAAACACAUUUAUCAACUCCAACAACAAAAGAAUCCUUUUCCAUAAUGGGUUCAAUGCAGAUGGAACAACAGAAAAUGCAACACCUGCUAAGAAAACGAGGAGGUCACACAUCUCUGCUCAUUCAGAAUAUUGCAAAUUGGCAGACAGAUCACAUCCGCAAUGUGGUAAUCAGCAGUCUAGGCCUCCAUUUGCUGUGUUGGCACAAAAUUUACAUAAUGUUAAUGUGGCUGGUCAGCAUCAAGCCAAGGAGGUCUCUGGUGAUGCAUCUCAAGACAGUAAGACUCAAGGAACAUUUCUCAGAAAGGAUGAUCCAAAGAUAGCUGUCCUGAUGCAACAGGCAGAACUUCUCAGUUCACUUGCAUUGAAAGUUAAUGCAGAGAAUACAGAGCAGAGUCUAGAAAAUGCAUGGAAGGUCCUUCAAGACUUCCUGAAUCAGAAAGAAAAUGAUAUCCUCAGAUAUAGAUUCACUGACAUGGAUUUUCGACUUGAAGACUUUAAAGACUUGAUAGAGGAUUUAAGGAGUAGUAAUGAUGGAAGUCGACCAUCUUGGAGGCAGCCUGAUCUAUACGAGGAGUCUCCAGCCAGCUCUGAAUACAGUACAGGAUCAACUCUAAUGCCUUAUACAGCCACUGAUAAAACAGAAAAAACUCCAGUUGAGAUUGGUGCACUGCAUGAGGACAUUCCAAAUGAAUUACAAUCAGUUCAUGUGAAAGAGCAAAGUGAUAUAGAUGAAUGUGAGAAAGAAUCUAUUUCCUGUGCAAACAUGAGUCAAGGGGAGAUAUUUUCAUCUUUUGAUGAGCAAGCCAACAAUGAUAUAGUUGUUUCUGCCUCAUCAAGUACAGAGUUCAGUUCACCCCUUCAAGUUACCCCACUGUUCAGAUCCUUGGCGGCAGGGAUUCCCAGCCCAAAAUUUUCAGAAAGUGAAAGGAACUUCCUACUAAAGACACUUGGAGUGGAGUCUCCAUGCCCCAAUCCAAGCAUCAACCCUUCUCAACCUCCCCUUUGCAGAAGAGCCCUCCUCCAAAGUCUAUAACAAAGCUCUCUGAGCCAUCUCACAUACAGAAAAUGGUCUAGCCCUUUCUUUGUUAAGUUUUCUUCCCUGUUUUAAGGUAAGUUUCCUAGGAUUGCAGCCAUCAUGGCCUGAAGUUUUAUUAGGAGGCAUAGAAGAUCUGCAUUCCAAGACUCCUUGGCUAGAAUGCAACGGUGCAUUCUAGCAUCUCAGAUACAUCUAAUGACAUGAUCUGAGUCAUUUUUCUUUUUCCUUACUAGAAGAGUACGACCCUAAUUCUCACAUAUAAACCUGUGUGCUUGUUAAUGUGUGUCAUUCUUUUGUUUGUCUUGAUUUGGUUUCGGGUGUUCCACCUUCCGAUCCAGUUUUUGGCCUUCGAUUCAUCAUCUGUACAGAACCUAUUAUAUAAUUUAGUAGUCAGAAUGUAAUUAUACCAUGGCAUCUCGCCUAUAUAUAAUUAAAGAAGCAGAGGACAAAAAACAAGAGGUUAAAGGAGAUUAACCAGCUGAUUGGAUUCCUUUUUAUUGUUUUUGAGUGUGCAUAGGGUAUAGACUAUAGAAUAAGUUUUCCCCCUUUUCCUUUUCAGAUUUCUAAUGUAAUAGAACUUCAUGUGAUUGGAAUGAAAAAUGUGUUCUGGUUUUGGUGUGCA
Molecule: messenger RNA, 2786 nt
Organism: Manihot esculenta (cassava)
Lineage: Eukaryota; Viridiplantae; Streptophyta; Magnoliopsida; Malpighiales; Euphorbiaceae
Product: transcription factor MYB124
Exons: 12
Coding region: 731-2161 (476 amino acids)
Biological process (GO): regulation of DNA-templated transcription
Cellular component (GO): nucleus
Molecular function (GO): DNA-binding transcription factor activity, RNA polymerase II-specific; RNA polymerase II cis-regulatory region sequence-specific DNA binding
Source: RefSeq, a predicted model, not a curated record